This is a messenger RNA of Spodoptera exigua (beet armyworm), 2051 nucleotides long. Lineage: Eukaryota; Metazoa; Arthropoda; Insecta; Lepidoptera; Noctuidae. The record is from the annotation of a GenBank genome assembly.
CAGGGUGUAAACACGGAGACGACAAAUGACGGUACAAUGAGGGCUUUGGCAACAGCUGCCAAGCUGGUCCCAUAUGACAGUGCUCUCUUCGUCAUCACGGACAAGGGUCCGGGAGAUCCUCAGAGACUUCCACUAGCCUUGAGGGCUCUUGUCGAAAAACGGUUAAAGGUCUACACCAUAUGGACAGAUCCUGCACAUCCAUCACCCGAGUCUGAAGAAGCUCUACAGGAGUUGAGGAAUGUUUCCAAGCAUACUGAAGGAGAGGUCAUGCCAUACCCACUACAAGUCAUGGACAUGGAAGGAACAAGUAACUUGGCUGCGGAGACUGAACUGGAACAGUGGAGCCCCCUGGACCCUAAGCAGGGUAGAAGAGGAAGAUUACAUAACGACUUGGGACUGGAGAAACUUGAUCUUCUGUUGGUACGUCGCGGAGCUGAACAAGCCAUAUCGUUAGGAGUUCCAGUUGAGAACGGAGUGACAGCAUUGAGGGUCUUCAUCGAGGGAGCCGUAGACCAUGCAGUCUUAUAUCCUCCAAAUGAUGCUCCACAAAUCGAUCUGUACAACACGACAUCAGUGGCCGCCUUCUCCUCUACAUCCAGGACUGAGGGUGUAUCUCCGAGAGACGUGUACCUGGUAUUCCCUGGCACCAAGUACGAUUUAGACAUGUUAUCAGUCCUCCCUAUGAGUCCAGACAGACCAGAAGAUCAAGCAGCUUACGUUGGCAUGUGGCACCUCAGCAUUAGGUGUGAAACUUGCGACUACCGGCUCAUGGUGUCUGCGAGAACCCAUAUACACUUUGAUGUGGAAACUGACACCCCUGAAACCCUCAAGUUCCGCGUGACAGGACCAGUGGCCAGCGUCAGGGAGUCGCAGAUAGUCGACGAGUACAGCACAGAACUGGCUAAACUGCCAUUCAGUUACCAGCCCAUAACUGGUGAUGUCCAGAAUGAAGAAAUUGAUCCCGUGGUGGAACUUGUAGCUGAUGUUGCACUGCCACCAUUGAAGGCAUCCAAAGUUUACGCCAAAAUCGUCGGGAGGGAUUUAAGAGGGGAACCAUUCAUCAGGCUAUCAGGACCUUUGAACCAGCCAGAAAUACGCAUGGGACGCUCAGCAUCCAUGUUCAUGUCUGACUCAACAAAUGGUUUAGAAAAACUUGAAGAAUUCGAUUCCAGGUCUAAUAAUGCUCAACUGCUGUUUAACCAGAACCAGGAUGCUCAGCCCUACAGUAGGGCUAUUUCACAGGUCGUUAACCAACAAGGAAUAGUGCUAACUGCUAUUCAAAUUGGUUUGGCCAGCAGGUUGUAUGGAGCUCCAGGAGAAAGUUUACAGCUACACUUUGAAGUAACAAAUUACAGAGAACAAUCAAUGAGAUUCAAUUUCGGAGCCACAGGAGAACUGAGGUUCUUGACUGGAAUCAACCCUACUAGCCAAACCAUCACUCCUGGGCAGACAGCCAACGUGAUAGUCAGCUUGAUAAUAUCACCGACAGCACAACCAGGGUUGAGGGAUACCAUCACUUUCACAGCUUAUGGAACCACGGGAGGAGACCAAAUAUCCCUAUCAGCGUACGUAUACGUCGCCAAUUCAGCAGAACCCGUUGACACAUUUGCUCCGGAGAUACGGCAUACCUUCCAAGGAACAUGUCUUGGUAGGACUGGUGACGACUGCGCUCAACAUGCCUGGUCUACUACUGUUAUCACCAGGGAUGGCCAAUCAGGUCUACUUCGGCUAACAUCAUCACCGGUUGGAGUCAUGUACACGAGUGAUUUCAUCUCGGGAACACGACAGGAGGUGACGGCUACUUACAGGGCAACCUGUUGUGCACCACGAGUGUUGCUGAACGCUGUCGACGCUUAUGGGAACACAAACAGCUAUAUCAUUGACAGUUCCAAUCACCUCACAGGAGCAGCGAUAGCGGCUAUCGUCCUUGGAGUACUACUGGCUAUAGCGCUGAUAGUCCUCCUGGUCUUCCUCAUAAUAUGGUGUGUGAGGAAACGGAAAGCAUCGAGAGAACUACCCUCUUACAAUACAUCGAGAAAUUAAGAAAACAU